Cucurbita pepo subsp. pepo (vegetable marrow) is the source of this 306-nucleotide messenger RNA. NCBI's taxonomy places the organism in Eukaryota, Viridiplantae, Streptophyta, Magnoliopsida, Cucurbitales, Cucurbitaceae. The record is from RefSeq and is a predicted model, not a curated record.
AUGACGGAUUCAACUCUUGUCGUUCACUGCAAGUCGAAAGAUGACGAUCUGGGCGAGCAUGUCAUCAAUGCCGGAGGCAAUUACAACUGGAGCUUUAAAGAGAAUCUUUUGCAAACAACAUUGUUUUGGUGCAAUUUUAGCAGCAAACAUGGCCAAGCUACUGGUGAUGUUUUCUGGCCAGAGCAACAAAGUUGGCUUGCUGAUCAAUGUGUUGGUCAUAACUGCAUUUGGACGGCGGGAGACCAAGGAAUUUCCUUGCAUUAUAAUCCUACCAACACCAACAACUUAAUGUAUCGUUGGAAAUGA